UUCUUCUUCCAUCUGCACUCCCGGCCUUUCGAUUUCUCUAUCACUGACUAGUGACUGGCAUAUUGUGCACUUUCUUCCAAAAUACUCCAUUAAUGGCGGCACUAGCGAAGCUCGUACUCAAGAGGAGAAACUUCUUCAUUUCCAGAGAAAUUUUGAUCGGAGCUAAAUUCUACACAUCUCAUCCCUUGCCGGAAUCUUCCUUUGCUCAGAGAAUCAGAGAUCUGCCGAAAGAUCUCCCUGGUACUAACAUCAAAAAAGACGCUUCUCAGAUUAUAGGUAAAACACCCCUCGUAUAUCUCAACAAAGUCACGGAAGGUUGUGGUGCAUAUAUAGCAGUCAAACAAGAACAUUUCCAACCAAGUGCUAGCAUUAAAGACAGGCCAGCACUUUCCAUGAUGCUCGACGCAGAAGAAAAAGGCCUAAUUACACCCGGAAAGACAGUGUUGAUUGAGCCGACAUCGGGGAAUAUGGGAAUCAGUAUGGCAUUCAUGGCAGCUUUAAAAGGGUACAAGAUGGUUUUAACAAUGCCUUCUUACACAAGCUUAGAAAGGAGAGUAACAAUGCUAGCAUAUGGAGCCGAUUUGGUCUUAACCGACCCAACUAAAGGAAUGGGAGGCACCGUUAAAAAAGCUUACGAUCUUUUGGAAAAGACACCCGAUGCAUUCAUGCUUCAACAGUUCUCUAACCCCGCAAACACCAAGGUGCAUUUUGAAACAACUGGUCCGGAAAUUUGGGAUGACACCAAUGGUAAAGUCGACAUUUUUGUGAUGGGGAUUGGUAGUGGAGGAACUGUAUCCGGUGUUGGACAAUAUCUUAAAUCAAAAAAUCCUGACGUAAAGAUUUAUGGACUUGAGCCUGAGGAAAGCAAUGUGCUAAAUGGUGGCAAACCAGGACCUCAUCAAAUAACAGGAAAUGGGGUUGGAUUCAAGCCGGAUAUAUUGGACAUGGACGUAAUGGAGGAGGUUCUUAUGGUGUCUAGUGAAGACGCAAUUAACAUGGCCAGAGAAUUGGCCUUAAAAGAAGGACUUAUGGUUGGCAUAUCAUCCGGAGCAAAUACUGUUGCAGCAUUAAGACUUGCUCAAAGGCCAGAAAACAAAGGCAAACUUAUUGUGACUAUUCAUGCAAGUUUUGGAGAGAGGUAUUUAUCAUCAAUUUUGUUUGAGAAGUUGAGGAAAGAAGCAGAAGAAAUGCAACCAGUUUCGGUUGAUUAAUUUAAUAUUGUUAAAAGAUGAUAAACAAUGUAAUAUUUAUGUUUCCCAAACUGAUAAACUCAAUACCAUAUAUCAUGAGUUAUCGAGUUUCAUUACUUCAUAUAUAGAAACCAUGCCAAAAUUGCCAA
Lactuca sativa (garden lettuce) is the source of this 1339-nucleotide messenger RNA. RefSeq names its product cysteine synthase C1 (gene CYSC1). NCBI's taxonomy places the organism in Eukaryota, Viridiplantae, Streptophyta, Magnoliopsida, Asterales, Asteraceae. The record is from RefSeq and is a predicted model, not a curated record. Gene Ontology annotation, molecular function: cysteine synthase activity.